Messenger RNA from Lemur catta (Ring-tailed lemur), 2195 nucleotides. RefSeq names its product TERF1 interacting nuclear factor 2 (gene TINF2). The coding region runs from base 298 to 1542 and encodes 414 amino acids. Gene Ontology annotation, molecular function: telomeric repeat DNA binding. Gene Ontology annotation, biological process: telomere capping; regulation of telomere maintenance via telomere lengthening. The transcript has 9 exons. Gene Ontology annotation, cellular component: shelterin complex. Lineage: Eukaryota; Metazoa; Chordata; Mammalia; Primates; Lemuridae. The record is from RefSeq and is a predicted model, not a curated record.
UAGUCUCAGAGCCGGAAGUGAUUCGAGACCGCGGCGGCGUUAAAGCUGAGCGCGGGGGUGGGGUGUCAUCGGAGACGGCCAGCUUCUCCAUUCAGGCUCCAGCCUGAGCUAGGAGAAGACCCCCCAGAAUUCUGGUGGCCUAUGGAAGGGAACUAAGUCGGAUCACGAAGUAUCCCGCGCAGAUCUAACGAUCAGAGCCACUGCAGGCCGCCGGAACCCCGCCCCCAGGAGGAGGCCGGAAGCCUCACCUAGAUCAAAGCACACAAAGGGACCUCCCCGGGGUGGAGCCCGCUGGUCAUGGCCGCCCCCCCGGGGGUCGGUCCUGCAACUCUGCGCUUCGCAGCCGCAGCCGCCUGGCAAGUCGUGCGAGGACGCUACGUGGAGCACUUCCCGCGAGUACUGGAGUUUCUGCAAUCCUUGCGCGCUGCCGCCCCUGGCUUGGUGCGCUACCGGCACCAUGAACGUGUGUGCAUGGGCCUAAAGGCCAAGGUGGUGGUGGAGAUGAUCCUGCAGGGCCAGCCUUGGGUCCAGGUCCUGAAUGCUCUGAAUCACCACUUCCCAGAAUCUGGACCUGUGGUACGGGACCCCAAAGCUACAAAGCAAGAUCUGAGGAAGAUUUUGGAGGCACAGGAAACCUUUUGUCAGCAAGUGAAGGAGUUGUCGGAGGCUCCUGUGGAUUUGGCCUCAAAGCUACUGCAGGAACUUGAACAAGAAUAUGGAGAACCCUUUCUGGCUGCCAUGGAAAAGCUGUUUUUUGAAUAUUUGUGUCAGCUGGAAAAAGCACUGCCUACACCGCAGACAGAGCAGCUUCAAGAUGUGCUGAGUUGGAUGCAGCCUGGCGUUUCUAUCACCUCUUCUCUUGCCGUGAGCCAGUAUGGUGUGGACAUGGGGUGGCCACUUCCAGAGUGUUCUGUUACCGAUUCAGUGAACCUCACAGAGCCCAUGCAACAGGCUGCUCCUCAGCAACCAAGACUAGCACUUCACAGUCCUCUGCCAAAAGCCAAGCCUGGCCCAUACCUUCCUCAGGGACCAGCUUCAAAGAAUCACCCAGAACCUUUAGCUGGCCACCACUUCAACCUGGCCCCUCUAGGCCAGCGAAGAGUCCAGUCCCAGUGGGCACCUGCUAGGGGAGGCCAUAAGGAGCGCCCCACGGUCAUGCUGUUCCCCUUUAGGAAUCUGGGCUCACCAACCCAGGUCAUAUCUAAGCCUGAAAACAGAGAACAUGGGAUGUGCACAGCAGAUCCAGCAGAUGCUGUGUGCACAAGAGCAGCCUCCGCUGGGAAGUCUAAGAAUCCAUGCCAGACUCUGGAGGGAACGGCUCUGAAGGAGAACCCAGUUGACUUGUCUGCCUCAGAGCAGAAAGAGAAUUGCCUGGAUUGCUCCACGGACUCCCUGAGACUAUUAUCACCUCCUAGGGCCAGGAAGCCAGUGUAUUCGCCAUCUCUGUGCAGCUCCGUCAUUACCAUAGGGGACUUGGUUUUAGACUCUGAUGAGGAAGAAGAUGGCCAGAGGGAUGGAAAGGAUCCUCCUUCCAUGCCCUAACUCCUUACCAAAAGCCUUGGCCACAUCCCCAGGACAGCUGCAGCCUCCAUCCUGCAAAGUAAGGAGCACUUCAGACAGACAGCAUGGAUUUUCCAAGCCCUCUCAGUGAUGUCCCAAUGGCCCACCUCAAAGCUGACAAGAACCUAGGAGUCCUGGUCCAUACCUACCGGAGCCUCCAUACCCUGCAGAAAACCCAGCUGUUUGGCAGCCUCAGACCCUACCCUGCCCUUGGGCCUUACUGAAAUGAUGUGGCCUUUGAGGCCAUGAGCAGCAUCAGCACACUCCAUCACUGCACUGAGCUGUGGAUACCCCACUCCAGUUUUCUUCCGAGUGGUACACACAGAGCCUAGGAAGAACAUGACAAGGGUGAGAGUGAAGUGCUCCACAGAUGUUUGCUACCAAAGGACUAGCCAACGGCCUCAAUGAACCAACUUACCUGGCCCAAUUCCCACCUUGAUGAUGUCAGCCCCAGAGAGGAUUAGCUCUUCCACCAUCUCUCCUGUUACCACAUUCCCUGCCUGAGACAGAGCAAUGGAAAUAGAGCAUCCUUAGGGUCAGAAACACAGAGGAGAUAGCAGGCUCUCAUAUAGAGUAUGCCUGGACCAAUGACUUUCCAACUUUAUUACAAAGAAAAUGUGCCUUGGUUCCCUCUA